Molecule: messenger RNA, 1028 nt
Organism: Centruroides sculpturatus (bark scorpion)
Lineage: Eukaryota; Metazoa; Arthropoda; Arachnida; Scorpiones; Buthidae
Product: methyltransferase-like protein 7A
Exons: 3
Coding region: 185-964 (259 amino acids)
Molecular function (GO): S-adenosylmethionine-dependent methyltransferase activity
Source: RefSeq, a predicted model, not a curated record
UACGAACGAUGCAAAUAUUAUUUAUAUUUUACGUUGCUCGAAAGUUACCUUUCUUUUUAUAAUCAUGGGUUAUUGAACUUUUUCUUUUUCAUUCCACUGCGUAUAACAGUAAUGAAAUUAACGUAUAUAAUCUGAUUAACAUCAUAAAUAAAAGAAAAUAAAUUCAGUUACCAAGUUAGAUAACAUGGAGAGCGUCACAAUUAUUUUCUACAGAGUAAACAAAUUACCUAGAUUUUUCGAUUUUCGUUCGUUAUGUUUUUUAAUCACGUUUCUUUUAGUAUAUUUAAAAAGAAGAAACCUACAAAAAUAUUUGUUUGCUCUUGUAUUUGGGAAGUACAUCGCUCCGGGAAUGACGAAAAGACUCCAUCCUUAUAAAAAAGAAUUAUUUUCGUCUCUGAAAGAAAUAAUAUCUCACGAUCCAAAACUGAAACAGCGGGGACGUAUAAGAAUUUUAGAAAUAGGAGUAGGGAGCGGUACCAACUUCCAAUAUUAUCCCGACAAUGCUCAUUUGAUUACGUUGGAACCUAAUACUUUCUUUGAGGAGUAUUUCAAAAGCAAUAAAAAUAAAUUUCCGCACAUAAAAAUCGAAAAAUUCCUUAUAGGUGAAGCUGAAACGAUACCGGAUAUAAAAGAUGGAUCCAUUGAUGCGGUCGUUUCUACUUUGGUAUUGUGUUCUGUAAACAAUCUAAAUGGGGUACUGGCAGAGAUAAAGCGAGUUCUGUGUUCGGGUGGAAAAUUUUAUUACUUGGAACAUAUCGGAUAUAAAAGUGGCACUUGGAAACGUUUCUUGCAAAAUUUUGUUGAAAUAUUCUGGCGCCCGGCCAAUGAUGGCUGUCGUUUGUGUGCUCCUAUUUCUGAAAGCAUCAGCGAAGCGGGAUUCAAAGAAAUUUGCGAAAAAGAAGUUUAUUUACAAGAAGAACUUUUUGUCCUCCGAAGAAAUAUUAUUGGUGUAGCUAUUGUUUAACAUAAUUAAUUAUGCAGUUUCUGUAAUUUUAAACUGUGAUAUGCAUUUUUGUUAACUUAAAUCA